AUGCCAGGGAAAAGGCCACUCAAUGCGACUGCUAUCCCAGGUGCCAAAAGGGAACGGAAGGCAAUCACCCUUGACAUCAAAUUAGAAGUUUUAAGACGAUUCGAAGCGGGCGAGAAACUCAGCCAAAUCGCGAAGACCUUAGGGCUCGCAGUCUCCACAGUGGCGACCAUCCGAGACAAUAAAGAAAAAAUCAAAGCGAGUUCGCAAAUAACUACACCCUUGAGAGCCUCCCGGCUGACUCACCACCGCAGUGCAGUGAUGGAGAACAUGGAGAGGCUGUUGAGUGUCUGGCUCGAAGACCAGAGCCAGCGCAAUGUGCCGCUGAGCGUCGCCAUCAUUCAGGAGAAAGCCAAGAGCUUGUUUGACGACUUACAGCGUGAACAAGGCGAAAGCUCGCAAAUGGAGAAAUUCAGUGCAAGUAAAGGAUGGUUUGUUAGGUUCAAGGAGCGCCAUUGUUUACCGCACUUCAAGAUGAACACCACUCCUCCUGGGGGCAACGUGGACACAUACCUAGAAAUGCUGAAAAGCAUCAUUGAAGAAGGUGAGUACACCCCCUGGCAAGUCUUUAAUGUAGAUGAGACGGGGCUUUAUUGGAAAAGGCUGCCGGAAGGAAUGUUUCUUUCUGCGGAGGAGAAAGCUCAACCAGGGUUUAAAUCAUCCAGAGAUCGCUUGAUGCUGCUCCUAGGGGGCAAUGCUGCUGGGGACUUCAAGCUAAAGCCCCUACUGGUGUACCACUCAGAAAAUCCUGCAGCUUUGAAGGGUUACUCCAAGCCCAACCUGCCUGUCAUCUGGCGCUCAGACAAAAAGGCUUGGGCUACCAGGGCCAUCUUUCAUGAAUGGUUCACGUACUUUUUUUGCCCUGCUGUUGAGAAGUACUGUGCUCAAAAUAAUCUCACCAACAAAGCACUGCUCAUCCUGGAUGGAGCACCAUGCCACCCAGUGAAUCUGAGUGACCUGUCUGCUCAUGUAAGAGUAGAGUAUCUUCAUGACACUACAGCCGACCUGAUUCAGCCCAUGGGUCAAGGUGUGACCUCCAUCUUCAAAGCUCAUUACCUGAGAAGGACUUUUGAGCACAUCCUGGAAGCAACAGAUGGAGAGGAUAAGGCUACAGUCAGGGAGUUUUGGAGGAACUACAGUAUCAUGGAUGCUGUGGACAACAUUGUGGUCGCUUGGGAGGCGCUCAAACCUGUAACAAUGAACAGUUUGUGGAAGAAGAUUUGGCCAGAGUGUGUUCAGUGCCACAGUCUUCCCCGGACAGACAACAUUACACAGCUUCGACAAGACAUUAUGACCCUUGCCAGGAAUGUGGCCUGUGAGGAGGUCACAGAUGCUGAUCUGGGCCGGUUGCUGCAGUCUCAUGAAGACGAUCUCUCAAAUCAGGAGUUGAUGCAGCUGCAACAGGGGUGGGCUGCAGGAGAGGAAGCUGGUGAGGAUGCCUCCCCUGCUCUGCGGCAGUUGACCACAGAAGCUCUCUCAGUGGCCUUCUCGCACUUCGAAGCUGGCUUGAAGAUUCUUACCAGUAACAGCUCUGAUGAUGAAUGGAAGCAGCAAGUCUCCAGAGCAAUCAACAAGGCCAUAUACUGCUAUAGGGAACUGUACAAUGAGAAGAAGCGGCGUUCAAAGCAGCUGUCUUAG
Elephantulus edwardii (Cape elephant shrew) is the source of this 1635-nucleotide messenger RNA. RefSeq names its product tigger transposable element-derived protein 1-like. Gene Ontology annotation, molecular function: DNA binding. The coding region runs from base 1 to 1635 and encodes 544 amino acids. The record is from RefSeq and is a predicted model, not a curated record. Gene Ontology annotation, cellular component: nucleus. The transcript has a single exon. NCBI's taxonomy places the organism in Eukaryota, Metazoa, Chordata, Mammalia, Macroscelidea, Macroscelididae.